Molecule: messenger RNA, 4267 nt
Organism: Dipodomys ordii (Ord's kangaroo rat)
Lineage: Eukaryota; Metazoa; Chordata; Mammalia; Rodentia; Heteromyidae
Gene: Ptpn3
Product: protein tyrosine phosphatase, non-receptor type 3
Exons: 25
Coding region: 17-2758 (913 amino acids)
Biological process (GO): protein dephosphorylation
Cellular component (GO): cytoskeleton; cytoplasmic side of plasma membrane; cytoplasm
Molecular function (GO): protein tyrosine phosphatase activity; cytoskeletal protein binding
Source: RefSeq, a predicted model, not a curated record
UUACUCAACGAUAGUUAUGACCUCCCGGUUACGUGCGUUGGGUGGAAGAAUUAAUAACAUACGUGCCUCCGAAUUACCCAAAGAGAAAACCCGAUCCGAAGUCAUCUGCAGCAUUCGCUUUUUAGAUGGCUUGGUGCAGACCUUUAAGGUUAAUAAACAAGAUACUGGCCAGUCACUUCUGGACCUGGCAUACACCCACCUGGGCGUGACUGAAAAGGAGUAUUUUGGUUUGCAGCAUGGUGAUGACCCGGUAGACUCCCCUAGAUGGCUUGAGUCAAGCAAACCCAUCAGGAAGCAGUUGAAAGGAGGUUUCCCCUGUACUCUGCAUUUUCGAGUAAGAUUUUUUAUACCUGAUCCCAACACACUGCAGCAAGAACAAACCAGGCAUUUGUAUUUCUUACAACUGAAGAUGGACAUUUGUGAAGGAAGGUUAACCUGCCCUCUGAACUCUGCGGUGGUUUUGGCAUCCUAUGCAGUACAAUCGCACUUUGGAGACUUUAAUCCUUCCAUACAUCAUCCAGGCUAUCUUGUGGACAGCCAGUUUAUACCAGAUCAAAACGAUGACUUCUUAGCCAAGGUGGAGUCGCUCCAUGAGCAGCACAGUGGGCUAAAGCAGUCAGAGGCCGAAUCUUGCUACAUCAACAUAGCCCGGACCCUGGACUUCUACGGAGUAGAGCUGCACGGGGGGAGAGAUCUGCACAACUUAGAUCUAAUGAUUGGAAUUGCUUCCUCGGGCAUUGCUGUGUACCGAAAAUACAUUUGCACAAGUUUCUAUCCUUGGGUGAACAUUCUCAAAAUUUCUUUCAAAAGGAAAAAGUUCUUUAUACAUCAGCGACAGAAACAGGCUGAAUCCAGGGAACAUAUUGUGGCCUUCAACAUGCUCAGUUAUAGAUCUUGUAAAAACUUGUGGAAAUCCUGUGUGGAGCACCAUUCAUUUUUCCAAGCAAAGAAGUUACUACCUCAAGAAAAGAAUGUUCUAUCUCAGUACUGGACUCUGGGCUCCAGAAAUCCCCAAAAGUCUGUAAAUAACCAAUAUUGUAAAAAGGUGAUUGGAGGGAUGGUGUGGAAUCCAGCCAUGAGAAGAUCCUUAUCAGUGGAGCAUCUGGAAACCAAGAGCCUGCCUUCCCGGUCCCCUCCAGUCACCCCCAACUGGCGAAGCCCUCGUCUCAGGCAUGAAAUCCGAAAGCCACGACACUCUUCUGCAGACAACCUUGCAAAUGAGAUGACCUACAUUACGGAGACUGAAGACGUGUUCUAUACCUACAAGGGCUCCUUGUCCCCCAAAGACAGUGACUCCGAAGUCUCUCAGAACCGCAGCCCACACCGAGAGAGUUUAUCCGAGAACAACCCAGCACAAAGCUGCCUGACCCAGAAGUCAUCCAGUUCUGUAUCUCCAUCUUCAAAUGCUCCAGGCUCCUGCUCACCAGACGGCGUUGACCAGCGGUUCUUAGAGGACUACCAUAGAGUGACCAAAGGGGGCUCCACGGAAGAUGCCAGCCAGUACUACUGUGACAAGAAUGACAAUGGAGACGGCUACUUAAUCCUCAUCCGUAUCACACCAGAUGAAGAUGGGAAAUUUGGAUUUAAUCUUAAGGGAGGAGUGGAUCAAAAGAUGCCUCUUGUGGUCUCAAGGAUAAAUCCAGAAUCACCUGCAGACACCUGCAUUCCUAAACUGAAUGAAGGGGAUCAGAUCGUGUUGAUCAAUGGCCGGGACAUCUCGGAGCACACCCACGACCAGGUGGUGAUGUUCAUCAAAGCCAGCCGGGAGUCCCAUUCAAGGGAGCUGGCCCUGGUGAUCAGGAGGAAAGCCGCCCACUCGUUUGCUGAGAUCAGAUCUGAGGAUGAACUGAAUCAGCUUUUCCCAGAGCCCAUUUUCCCCAUGUAUCAGGAGGGAGGAGAUACUUUGGAGGGAUCUAUGGACCUGCUCAAGAAAGGCCUCGAAAGUGGGACAGUGCUGAUCCAGUUUGAGCAACUCUACAGAAAGAAGCCUGGUCUGCCCAUCACAUUUGCAAAGCUGCCUCAAAAUUUGGACAAAAAUCGAUAUAAAGAUGUACUGCCUUAUGACACCACCCGGGUAACGUUGCAGGGAAACGAAGAUUAUAUUAAUGCGAGUUAUGUGAAUAUGGAAAUUCCUGCUGCUAACCUUGUGAACAAGUACAUUGCCACUCAGGGACCCUUGCCACAUACCUGUGCACAAUUUUGGCAAGUAGUCUGGGAUCAGAAGUUGUCACUCAUCGUCAUGUUGACAACUCUCACUGAGCGAGGGCGGACCAAGUGUCACCAGUACUGGCCAGAUCCUCCUGCCGUCAUGGACCACGGUGUCUUUCACAUCCAAUGUCGGUCAGAGGACUGUACGAUUGCCUACGUGUCCCGAGAGAUGCUGGUCACGAAUACGGAGACUGGAGAGGAACACACUGUGACACAUCUCCAGUAUGUUGCGUGGCCUGACCAUGGCGUGCCUGAUGACUCCUCAGACUUCCUGGAAUUUGUGAACUAUGUUAGGUCCCUGAGAGUGGAUGGAGAGCCUGUCUUAGUUCACUGCAGCGCUGGAAUAGGUCGAACAGGGGUACUGGUUACCAUGGAAACGGCCAUGUGCUUAAUUGAAAGAAACCUGCCCGUUUACCCACUGGAUAUUGUCCGGAAAAUGCGAGACCAGCGUGCCAUGAUGGUGCAGACAUCAAGCCAGUACAAGUUUGUGUGUGAAGCAAUCCUUCGAGUGUAUGAAGAAGGCUUAGUCCAGAGGCUGGAUCCCAGUUAGGACAACUGUGAAGCGUUCAUUCCUCAUUCCCCAGGGGGACACACUUUCCUCCAGAGGCCUCAAGAGGAACUGGUUGCUGUGGGAAAGGGAUGAAUACAUUUGAACCCAGGCACUUUAACUUUCUAAAGAAGAGGUAUCCUGUACAUAGGAACUGGUGUAGAUAUGCAUGCAGCUAUGGCUUCCUUUAGGCCAGAGAGAAAUAAGCCAAAGGGAUCUCGGUUUUGGUGCCUGUCCAAAUGCCUUCCUCCCUAGACAUUAUCGUGCCCUGUCAGCCCUCCUAAGCAGCUGAGAGGGGACACCAGCAGGACUGUUGACCCCCAGAAACCACCAGUAGUGUGGUUCUUAGGGUUGCUUGGGUGUUUUGUGUGUUGAUAUGCGUAGGACUCGGGGCUGAGCUUCCUAGGCCUCUUGGGCAGGACUGGAGCAGUUGGUAUUCAACCCACUGCCUGCUGAUGCCAGGGACCCCUGAUGAAUGUCCACACGGAGGGCGCAGGGGCUUCGGGCUAAGGACAAAAGCAGUACAUGUGCUGCCCUCCUUCCCUCGCCUCAUCUCUCUGUCUUCUCCCAGAUUCUGGAGAAUCAUCCCUAAGACACCCCCGCUUUCCCCUUUCCUUGCUCUGCCCCUCCCCACCAUUUCAGGUUCACACCCAGUGCCUGAACCAGAUUGAUAAUGGGUAUUCAGGUGACUUUCAGCCAAGACUAAGCAGGCUCCAUGUGAGCCUUUGUCUUAAUGGAAGAAGCCAGAAGCCAGGUGUGUCUCUUGCCUCUGCCAGCCUCUCAGCCUCUCCCUGUCUACUCAGAUGCCAGUACUGGACACGCUGACUACUGAAUCUACGACAUGGAUUUGCUGCUACUUCAAUGAGACAAUUUUCCAGGGGGGGGGGGUAAUGAUAGCAUCUAACUAUUCCAAAUCUUUGGCCCUUCUGAGAAAAGACAUAGGAGUCACUGACCACGGAAAACUCUGCUCCUCCCGAGUACCCUGCGGGUGGGUGUGCAUGUGUGUGCAUGCACCCUCCCUCGGGUAAGUGUUCUCAGGAUUCCUAACUCGAUUCAAAUUACUGUUGAGUUUAUAUAAAGAAUGAGUCUCUGUAUAGAAGAACAAAUGUGUGCAUUCACCCUCAGUUACAAUGGUCUCCAUUUCAUUUCAAAGAAGAAGAUCAGACUAUCUGAAUAUACACACAAUUUGAUGUUAAUUUAUUCUCAGUUACCCCAUGAUUGUCCUAAGGAAUUCUGCCUUUGUGAAUACUGUGUUGAUUUUUUUUAAUUUGUGACAGGAUUGUAGCAAAUUAUUAUUUAAAGAAAAUAAAUUACAUAAGCAUUUCAAUGUGGCAUUUUUAAAUAGCAUUUUUUGUGUAUCCAGAAGAGGAAGCUCAGCCAGUUUCUUAAUGAUAUUUAUAGAAAAGGGAUGUGUGCAUAUUAUAGUGCACAUAAUGAAAUAUCUUGGUAUUUAGCAGACACUGGACCAAUUUAAAUAAUUUCCGGUUUGAGGUAGAUACAGACCUAUCUAGA